Tigriopus californicus is the source of this 3417-nucleotide messenger RNA. Its product is annotated as TRAF-type zinc finger domain-containing protein 1-like. Bases 943 to 3204 code for a protein of 753 amino acids. The transcript has 6 exons. Lineage: Eukaryota; Metazoa; Arthropoda; Copepoda; Harpacticoida; Harpacticidae. The record is from RefSeq and is a predicted model, not a curated record.
UUCCUCAUAUAAAUCCGAGAUUUUUCUCUGGUACAGAUAGAUAUGAGUUGGAAAAGUUUGUAGCACUUCAACCCCAGAGGUGAGCGAGUUCGUGGGAUCUUUGCGGUAAUUCGAUCUAGUGUAACUGCCGGACUGAUGGCUGAAGCCUGAAGGCUGGGUUUUACUUCUUUUGAAUUGAGUGCGUUAUAAUUUGUUCCCAACUCGCCAAGAACAAGAUUGGCGAGAAACUUUGAAAGCAAUGCUGUUGAAACUUUGCGGGGUUCGAUCGAUAACCAAUUGUUCUUGGGGAGUUGGCGUUAUUACGAUAACUACGUACUACUAGGACGGACUACUGUCUAAGGGCCAGACGUGGACUUGGUCCGAAAGAGAUCAAGGGCUGGAAGUUGUUGGUUUGGAAACCCAAACAUCGAAAGUUGUGGUCGAAGGAGGGGAUUAAACCCAACUUUCCUAACCAUGACGAUCAUUUGAGUCUGUUUAGCGAUACAAUGACGACCACGGCAGUCUUGAUUUUCAUCGUACACCUCGAUGUACAUAGAGCUGUACUUGUUCGUCUGUACAGAUUGUCAGCGUUGAUUUCUUUUUGUUCUAUGGAGUGCUUCCUCACUCUCUGACUGUUUUUCCCCCUUAUUCAUCCUCGUCUUUUGAGGUCUUGGUGAUGCUCUCCACGGCCUCGGCCUCGUCUGGGAAGUGCGAAGUGCGAACACAACGACUGGAUGGAGCAUCUUCCUUCUUCUGCUCACUGUACAUAUGAAUCACCCACCUCAAACUUGGCAUCCGAGCCCAAAAUUUCAGCUGAUACAAUUUCCAGUCGGUAUUGCUUGAACAAAGUCGUUCCCAAAGGAGUUAAAAUAGGAGGCGAGCAACAAGGGAAUUAGAUCAAGGAACAAACAACAAAGCUCGGUCGAGGAUCUAGGAAGGAAGUCGGGAAGAAAAUCAGCAAAUAUGGGAGACGAAUGCGAAAUGUGUCAAAAUUGCAAACGGGAUAUCCCGGUAGUCAAUUAUCAGAUGCAUAUGCUCCACUGCUCUCGGAAUGUGACCCUUUGUCCGGAUUGUGAUGAGCCGGUACCCAAGAGUUCCAUGACGGAGCACUACGACGAGUUCCACCAAGAGAUCGAAUGCGACAAAUGUCAGGAGCAUGUCAACAAGAGCACCCUUAAAGCUCAUAAGGAAUCCUUAUGCUCGGAAAGACCCAUUGAAUGUCGGUUUUGUCAUUUGGAUAUGCCCUCGAAGAAACUAAGUGAACACGAGGACUAUUGCGGAAGUCGGACGGAGAAAUGUCCUCAAUGCUCAGAUUACGUCAAGCUCAAGGAUUGGGACGAACAUGAAAAAAUGACCCUCUAUCAUGAGCUGGCCCAGAAGCCGUGUUCGCAAGUAUUUGGUUAUGAACCUCUGGCCAAUGAUCCCACAUGGAGGCCGAAAGUUCCUUUCACUUCCUCUCGGUAUCUGAAUUCGUCCAAUUCCUUUAAUGCCAUUGAGUCGAGGAUCUUUCCAAGUACCCAUUUCUCUGCUGCUAUUGCUACCACUACCUCCUCCACACCCACUUACAAUUCUCGAGAGCCGUCCAAGCAUAAGACAGCGUCCUCAUCCAACGCAUGGAAAGGAUCCUCGUCGGAUGGAAGAUUUGCUGCUCUCAAGAGAACCGAAUCCGUUGGCAGUCCAACUAUAACUCAAGAAAACAAGGCUGUCUUUUCGGAACUUGAUGGGGACGACAUGCCAUUGUUGGAACCAAUUCGCAGAUACGAGCAGGACAACCACGACAACUACAACGACACCACCUCUCAACAUCGAUCGAGAUAUUCCCAACUCGAUCCUGAGGACCGAUCGAAAUCCUCCAACAGCGUAGUGGACCAAAUCUUGAAGAGACGAAUGGGACCCAAGAAGAGCAAGGAAAAUGGGCCAAGUGAAAACUCUUGGUUCAUUGGCGAUUCCUCGCCGCAGUCAUUGACGGAUAACUCUGAGGAUGAUGGUGACACCCUGAUCCCUUGCGAGUUUUGCGACACGCCCAUCGCGCUGAUCAAGCUGACUAAACAUCAGUCAGAGUGUACUCGCAACAUGGACUCGUUAUAUUUCAAUGCUCACUUACCGUUGGCCGUGGAUAGUUCAAAGAAUUGGCCCAAAGUCGUCACCGAUGCACUCUAUGACAAAGUCCAAGACGACUCCGUCGAGAAUGAAUCAGGUGGGACGCAAGGAACCAGACGAAAUUCCUUCUCGACCAACUGGAGCUCACCAGCUCGGCUCAGCGAUUCCGUCACUUCCAACACCAACCAGGUCUUGAGGACAGCCGUGGUGAAUGAACCUGACCACAUGGUCCCUCCACCUAUUCCCCCCAAAGCUAGAAUGUCAAGAUCCAGAUCCGUCACUGGAGCCAAACCCAAGGGAACAACGGGUAGUAGUAUAGUGAGCAAAUAUCUGGGCCAUAGCUCUGGGACACAAAGAAAGCCGUCUUCCACAAUGGUAACUGGGCCUUUGACUACAAUGAAACCAUUAAUUGACUUUGGAACCAAUCAUGAGCCCGAGAACCUGUCAUUCACUACAUCAGAACACGUGAGCAAUCAACCUGAGACAAAUCAUCAUCAUCAUCGAUCCUCCGCGGUCUCCUCCAGUCGAAAGAAGUCCAUCAAAAGUCAAAGGGACAAGAGCUCCACCACCGACCAUCAUCAGAGCAACGGUGCCAUACCCAAACAUUCGCUCGUUCCACCUCCAUCACGUCCUCCAAGGUCAACAACAUCCACUUCUUUCCCCUCAUCACAAAGUCAACCGAGUUUAUUUCACUGUUCGUUGGGUUCUCCCCCGGGUUCCCAAGCCACGCGAAUGCGAAGUUCUGGCUCGACCUUGAGUCAACACGACGCCGACUGUUUGGGUGGAUUCCCCACCACCCAAUCCAUGCAUGCAUUGGAGGGUCUUGAAGGCCACGGAGCGGGGAAUUCGAGAGCGGACACGGAUGAGAGGGAAAAAUUACGCGAAAUGCUGGCAUCGCUGAGAAAGGAUCCAUUUGAUGAGGAUUUGGAGAACAACGACGGAAGUUUCUUUCCUUGCGAAUUUUGUGGAGACCCUUACCCGUCGGAAUUUAUUAUGCGCCAUCAACUCUCUUGCGACCUAAAUCCACGACCUGUCAGCUCUGGGGACGGUUUCGAUUAUUCCAAAAUCCGCAAACGGGUCAAACAAAACAUGGAACUAGCCAAAAAUAUCCCCGAGAUCAAAUGAAUCAUGAGGAAUAUGAAAUAUCCAAAAACAUUGUCGUAUUUGGGGGAACGGACGAACCGAUCUCCCCACCAUUCAUAGGAAUCAUAGGGAUACCUCAUUGAGUUUCCCCGUGAGUCACGGUCCACACACAAAAAAUAACCAGGGUGUUGCUCUCAUUAGAGAACAACACCAAUUUCUACAGCCUUGUAAUGAAAUAAAAGCCUUGUGAUCCGA